This is a messenger RNA of Egretta garzetta (little egret), 1759 nucleotides long. RefSeq names its product aprataxin (gene APTX). Lineage: Eukaryota; Metazoa; Chordata; Aves; Pelecaniformes; Ardeidae. Gene Ontology annotation, cellular component: nucleus. The coding region runs from base 521 to 1585 and encodes 354 amino acids. The record is from RefSeq and is a predicted model, not a curated record. Gene Ontology annotation, biological process: single strand break repair; double-strand break repair. Gene Ontology annotation, molecular function: mismatched DNA binding; DNA 5'-adenosine monophosphate hydrolase activity; single-stranded DNA binding. The transcript is spliced from 7 exons.
AGCGGGGGGGAGGAGCCCUUAGCGCCGAGCUUGGCGGGGAGGGCGCGGGAUCUUUGCUGUCCAGGGCCAAAGUGGUGUAAACCGGAGGGCCCGGUUUCGUAGCACGGUCCAUCUGCAGGCUGUUGCUGGGUGAAACUGUCCCCCUCUCUCACCCUUUCUGUCUUCUGCUGCUUUCGUUGUUUUGGUGGGUGAGUUAAGCUCGCAGAUCAACUCUCGAUUCAGUGGGAAACCAAUUGCUUUUUUUGUGGGUAGGCUUUUCUGUCAGGUGGAACUGUUGAUCCGAGUGAUUUUUCCCAUAUAUGAUCCAUGCCCUUCCAACAGCAACUUGCUCUUAAAAUUUGUGCCACUGUCAGUCCCAUGCUUUGCUUGGACCUCAGGAAUGUGAACCCAGUUAGCAGAAGUGACUCAGUUAAUGAAUGGGCUGGCAGCAGAAUCUGCUGGACGCCGAUCCACAGGAAGGUGACCCACUGGGAAGCUGUGUAUUAGUAAUGUACUGUUUUUUUUGCUCUAUAGCACAGUGAUGCAUGUCUGCUGGCUUGUGGGGAAAGAAAAAUGCAGUCAGCGAAUGAAACUGCCACACUUGGAAGCAGUGGUAAUUGGGCGUGGCCCAGAGACUGGGAUAACGGAUAAGAAGUGUUCACGGCAGCAAGUCCAGUUAAAAGCAGACUGUAACAAGGGGUAUGUCACAGUUAAGCAGAUAGGAGUCAACCCAACUAGCAUUGAUCUCGUGAAUAUUGGCAAGGAUGAAGAGGUGAAAAUGAAGCCAGGCCAGAUUCUGCAUAUUGUGAAUAAACUUUACCCCUACACAGUGCAAUUUGCUGAGGAGUCAGGGAAAACUGUUACGGAAGCAGAAGGGAAAAUACAAACUGACAGGAUGCCAUGUGAGGACUCCUGCGAGGAUGACGAUGUAGAGCUUGUGCCCAGAAAAACAAGGAAGAUGGAGGUGGUGGAUAGACGAGGCAGUUCUGCAGAUCCCAAGCUAAGUGAUACCCCUGUAUCUCCACAUGAAGGAACUUCGAGCAAGAAGGCAAGCGUAUUGGAACAUUUAGGACACUGGAGUCAGGGUCUAAAGAGCUCCAUGCAAGAUCCAAAAAUGCAGGUUUACAAAGAUGAAAAGACUGUAGUCAUCAAGGAUAAAUAUCCCAAGGCACGUUACCACUGGCUUAUCUUACCGUGGGACCCCAUUUCAAGCCUGAAGUCAGUCACCAGGGACCAUCUUGAACUCCUGGAACAUAUGCAUGCAGUUGGGCAGAAAAUGAUCAAACAGUGUCCUGCCAGAGAGAAUCUGGAGUUCAGACUGGGUUACCAUGCUAUCCCCAGCAUGAGUCAGCUGCAUUUGCAUGUAAUCAGCCAGGAUUUUGAUUCUCCAGCCCUGAAAACCAAAAAGCACUGGAACUCUUUUACUACAGACUACUUCUUAAACUCUGAAGAUGUGAUAGAGAUGGUAAGAAGCAAGGGAAAAGUGACGGUGAAGGAUCAUGUCUCUGAACUUCUCAAACUGCCCCUCAGAUGCCAUUGUUGCAAACAACAGCUGUCCACUAUCCCACAGUUAAAGGAACAUCUCAGGAAACAUUGGCCAAGAUGACGUUGCAAAAAUUUGUCUUACAACUGGUCGUCAGAUUUCAGGCUAUGACAAAGACCUCGAAGCGUUAGUGGACAUGUAUGUGGUUUGGUAACUGGAAUGACAAAUGUAGCAUGGGAAAAAGUAGCCUGGAAACAGCAGCAUACUAACUUUGUAAUAGCUUAGACAAAAAAAAGA